Molecule: messenger RNA, 2298 nt
Organism: Debaryomyces fabryi
Lineage: Eukaryota; Fungi; Ascomycota; Pichiomycetes; Serinales; Debaryomycetaceae
Gene: IRS4
Product: Irs4p
Exons: 1
Coding region: 1-2298 (765 amino acids)
Molecular function (GO): protein binding
Source: RefSeq, a predicted model, not a curated record
AUGGCUUCUAAUAACUCUACAAGUCAGUUAGCGGCGUUGGCAGCGUUCAAUGCAACUAAUAAUAAAAAAAAGGAAGAGCCGCAACCUAGCAGAUCCAGAGUACCAUUAAAAGUUGACACUACAGCACCAUCUCAAACACAAAAAAAGGCAUUAGACUCGGCUACGAGGGCGAAAUCUAGUAACCAGAUAGCUCAUGUUCAAACAGAUAAAAGUAAGGGUCAUCCAUUAGAUAGAAAUGACCUAAAAACAACACCCACGAACCCAAAUGUAACGAAUACUUUCAAAGCGCCAAAAACACCAAGAACACCUCAAAUUAGUAGGUCUGUCGAGACGCCUAAUUCCGUAGGUGCAAUAAAGAGAAUGUCUACGUAUAGCAAUUCGUUUGCAGCUGAAAGUCUGGAAAACGAUCCACCUAGAAAUGAUUAUUUUGGCCAGCCUCUAUCUACCCUUGAAAAUCCUGAAAGACGCAAGACCAUUUCACAGCAAUCAUUGAACUAUGAUCCCCAAGACAUGAUAAGAAAUGUAAAAAAUUCUAUUGGCUCAAAAUACAUAUCCAAUGAUUUAUCGCCGGGUCAAGUCAAUGUUAAGAGGUUAUCGACCGGAACUCAGCCUAAAGAUAUGUUAGACCUGGUAAGAAACUCGAUAAAUUCGAAAGCUAAGAGCAACUCUAAGAGUCAGGAGAUGUCACAGAGGAAUGCUCUUUUAUUGAGCGGAAUAAGAGAUAGUAUUGAUUCGAAAAGAAUAUCAAGCCAUCAUGAUAAUAGCACAGUAUCAUUGCCUCUAGCCGAAGAGAGGGAUAAAAUCAUAAAUUUGAUAUCUAAGAGUAACAAUCCAGAAGAACAAUUGCUACUAUACGGUAAACCAAUAUACAAUUACUCUUCCUCUUCAUUUGGUUCAUCGUUUCUGGAACACGACAAUGACCAAUUGCGUACUCCAGUGAUUGUCAGAACUGAUAUGGAUCUUCCUGAUCCUGAGGGUAAUGCUUCAAUACAAUACGAUGAACGUGAAAAUUAUUCCCAUGGAGAGGACGACAUUGAAUAUAAUGAUACUUCUGAUACUAAGAUAGAAGAGAAAGAAGUUUCACCCAUUAAUAUCCCAUUAUCACUGCAUGCUUGCGCUAGAUUAGGUAUUGGAAAUAAUGAAACUUCAAAUACUUUUAUGAAUCUAAAGAUUCAAACUCCUGAUAAAGAUGAUUCAUCUAAACUUAAACCUAAAAGAAAGCCUCCUCCAGAUAUGGAUGCCGAAUAUGCAUCUCCAACAUUUACAGAACAAAGCGAUGAUUAUCAGACUGAUGGAGAUGACCAGUUUUCUGAUACUUCUAGUAAUCAGAUACGAAGAAGAAGUAUGCAAUAUAACGAUUAUAGUAGAUUUUCUGAUACGUCUAGCAGAUCACAAAUUAAGAUAAAUGAUGAUAGUGACUAUUCAUAUUUUGAUGAGAGUGAUUUGAGUGGAUCUGAGACUCCAAGUAUGGAGAAAUUAGACAAUGAUAAAUUGAUUGGAGAUGACAAGCUUCCGAUUUUUCCAGAUAUCAAGGCGAAAUCCAGGAAACUUUUUAGACAUAAAAAAUCUAAACCCAUUUAUUAUCUGGAUGACCCUGAUACAUCAAAAUCUGAUCUACAAUCGGCUACUGAGGAGCUUAAAAAUAUAGCAAUUCCUUCAAGAACAUCAACUCCUGUUAUGGGCCACCAGCCACAACCGGUUCAAUUAAAGGCAACAAUGAGGACAAGUAAAAAGAGAGAAAAGAAAUACUCUUUCAAUGAAAAUAAACCGUGGAAAAACCACAACGAGUUAUCAUUUAUCACAGAGCUGGAAAGAAAGAGAUACGAAGGUCUAUGGACGAGUAACAAAGGAUUGUAUGUCAAUUCUGCAGUUACUAGAUUCAUAGGUGUGGAUUAUAAUGGUAAACCUGAUAUCGAGCAGCAAAUCGAAAACCAAGAUCCAUCUACCGCGGCAGCUUUGUUAUCAUCCAGAGCUACAAACGAGGAUAAUCCUACUACCGUCCAUCAAAAUUUCCACAAUUUAUUAUCGGCAGAAACAUCCCAAUUAAUUCAUGGAGUUGUGGUAAGAAGAAUUUGGAAAAGAAGCAGAUUACCUAAACAGACUCUUGAAGCUAUCUGGGAUUUGGUUGAUUUUAGGAAAGAUGGGACAUUGAACAGGCCAGAAUUCCUAGUAGGAAUGUGGUUAGUAGAUCAAUGUCUUUAUGGUAGGAAAUUGCCAAAAAAGGUGGAUAACACAGUAUGGAAUAGUCUUGGGAACGUUGGAUUAAAUGUGGUAUUGAAGAAGAAAGGAAGACGAUAA